Mesorhabditis spiculigera is the source of this 246-nucleotide messenger RNA. The record is from the annotation of a GenBank genome assembly. Lineage: Eukaryota; Metazoa; Nematoda; Chromadorea; Rhabditida; Rhabditidae.
AUGGUUGGUCGCGGUUUCCUCCGGCCCGAUUCGUCCAAGAUUCGCCCUGAUUGCCCCAGAGCGUUGAAGGAGUUGAUGGACCGAUGUAUAAAAUUCGAUCGCAAUGACCGCCCUGGGUUCAACGAUGUCAGUGAUAGCCUGCAGGAAAUCGCGUUGCCGAAAUUGACCCGAUCCGCCUCGGAACCACUUCUUCACACAACGAGUAUCGAAUUCUGGAGCAAGCACGCAGCUGCCAGCUUCCUGGAC